AUGACCACCGAACAAGAAACAGCACCGGUUGCAUCGACAGUCGUGGACCAAUUAACUACUUUUUUGGCUCUCAUCAGGAGUUCAGCUGUGAAGUUUGAUCCUCGUUACAUCCUAAAGGUUUUCCGUGAAUUGACAUCAAUAAGAAGAAGCAUCAAGGCCGACGACUUGAUUAGUUUGAUCAACAGUGUGUAUCCACCAUCUUACCCCACUGUAGAAUAUUUGAUUGGGGCGUUGACGCCCUUCAGCAAUGGCACACAUGUGAUAAUUCGGAACAACGAUCAGAGCUACAGCGUCAGCAGCAAUGGCAACAACAGUGAGAUGGAUGUUGACACCGACGGCUUAGCCGUUGAAGAGGAUAGCGACGAGGUGUUGCCAGAAAUCGAUAUCUUUAUACAUCUCUUAGUCCAGAUAUUCUUGCACGAUCUGGGAGAGACCAAGGCCUUACAUACGUUCAACAGACAUGUGAUCAAAGCAUUAAAGAGCUACAACAAAAGAACUUUGGACUAUAUACAGGCGAAGGUAUGGUACUAUGUGUUCAGAUCGAGCGAGCUGGCCAACGACUUGAUCAACAUCAGAGUGGAGUUGAUGAACGCGUUGCGGACCGCCACACUCAGACACGACACAGAGACAAGGGCGUCAGUCAUCACUCUAUUGCUCAGAGACUACAUUUUGACGAACGAUAUAAACCAGGCGUACAAUUUGGUGGAGAAGACAGAAUUCCCAAACGAGGCCACCAACUCCGUUGUGGCCAGAUACUACUACUACUUGGCUAGAAUCCAAACGAUCCAAUUGGAUUACUCGUCUGCCAACGAGUGUGUUAUCACUGCGAUCCGGAAAUGCCCACAGACAAAGAAUGCACUAGGGUUCUUACAAUCUGCUACGAAGCUUCAAAUUUUGAUUCAGUUGUUGACCGGUGAAAUCCCAGAACUAUCCAGUUUUGACGAUCCCCUUCUCGCAAAAUCUCUAAGACCAUAUUCUACUGUCACGAAGGCUGUUAGAUUGGGUGAUUUGACAAUUUUCAACGACUCUUUGGAAACUUUUGGCGAACACCUUAAGAAGGACAACAAUUACAACUUAGUGUUACGUUUGAGACAAAAUGUCAUCAAGACGGGUAUUCGUAUCAUCUCUUUAUCUUACAAGAGAAUUUCUUUGAAGGAUAUUUGUAUCAAGCUUCAUUUGGAUAGUGAGCUCACUGCAGAAUACAUUGUUGCCAAGGCGAUUAAAGACGGAGUUGUUGAUGCCACGAUCAACCACACUAAGGGCUACAUGGAGUCUGACGAGGUCUGCUACGUGUACAGUACCACUAGCCCACAGGAGGAGUUUGACCGCCGUAUCAAGUUCUGUAUGCAGUUGCACAAUGACAGUGUCAAGGCAAUGAGGUAUCCGAUGAACGAGGACCGCCGGGAUGUGGAUGCCGACACUCAGGCCCGGGAGCGUGAGCAAGAGCUUCUACAGUUUUUGCAGGAGGAAGACUUCUAA
This is a messenger RNA of Pichia membranifaciens NRRL Y-2026, 1479 nucleotides long. RefSeq lists its product as hypothetical. Gene Ontology annotation, biological process: ubiquitin-dependent protein catabolic process; regulation of protein catabolic process. The record is from RefSeq and is a predicted model, not a curated record. NCBI's taxonomy places the organism in Eukaryota, Fungi, Ascomycota, Pichiomycetes, Pichiales, Pichiaceae. Gene Ontology annotation, cellular component: proteasome regulatory particle, lid subcomplex; proteasome complex. The transcript has a single exon. Gene Ontology annotation, molecular function: enzyme regulator activity. The coding region runs from base 1 to 1479 and encodes 492 amino acids.